This is a messenger RNA of Metarhizium brunneum ARSEF 3297, 621 nucleotides long. RefSeq lists its product as uncharacterized. The record is from RefSeq and is a predicted model, not a curated record. Lineage: Eukaryota; Fungi; Ascomycota; Sordariomycetes; Hypocreales; Clavicipitaceae.
AUGAACCCCGCCCAUCUCCCGAUUCACGACCAACUCGACCACUUCAAAGCCGCCGUCUCGACCAACAAGACGCUGCUUACGGUCCUCUCACGCGCGCCAUCUCUACACCUGUCCAACUGGUACCUCGCGGGCGGUGCCGUAUCCCAAACAAUAUGGAACUACAUGUCUGGCCUCCCUCCCGAACACGGCAUCCAAGACUACGACCUCGUCUACCACGACCCCUCUGACCUGUCGUACGAGGCAGAAGACGCCGUGAUCCAAAGGGGCAAGACCCUCUUCGCAGACGUGCCAGUCCAAGUCGAGAUCCGCAACCAAGCACGCGUCCAUUUGUGGUAUGGCCCCAAGUACGGAAUCCCCUGUCCGGAACACAAGUCUACCGAGUCGGCGAUAGAGCAGUGGCUGACGACGAGUGCAAUGGUGGGAAUUCACGCGCUCGACGACGGGAAGUGGCAUGUCUAUGCGCCGAGGGGGUUCUCCGACUUUUUCAACCUUGUUGUCAGACCGCACCAGGAGCUGGGCACCAGAGAGGCCUACGAGAAGAAGGUGAGCAGGUGGAAGGGGAAAUGGGACAAGCUGGUUGUGAUUCCCUGGGCUGUGCACCAUGGAGAAUCAGGGCAGUGA